Neoarius graeffei (lesser salmon catfish) is the source of this 1180-nucleotide messenger RNA. It is a transcript of the gene ttc9c, whose product is annotated as tetratricopeptide repeat domain 9C. The transcript has 4 exons. Gene Ontology annotation, molecular function: protein binding. Bases 112 to 780 code for a protein of 222 amino acids. NCBI's taxonomy places the organism in Eukaryota, Metazoa, Chordata, Actinopteri, Siluriformes, Ariidae. The record is from RefSeq and is a predicted model, not a curated record.
CAUACAAUAAACGAAGAACGUAGCAAUUACUAGCACUUUAAUCAGUUUUGAUUUUCAAAACUGGAUGUGUAAUAAGAAGCGCAUUAUUUAUCCAACUUUAGCCUUACACUAAUGGACAAGAAGGAGUGUGAUGCUGUUGAUGAUGGAGUGUCGGAGGCAGAAAGCUGCUCUGCCUCAUGCUUGGGUGCUACCGGAGGCUCAGACUCAAAGGUGGACUCCCAGCUGGCUGGUGCCAUACGCUUAAAAAUGGAGGGGAACGUAUUUUACCGAGAGAAGAACGUGCGCAGCGCCAUUGGACGUUAUCACCGUGCCUUGCUUGUGCUUCGUGGUCUGGACUCUGAAGUGACAUCAAGUCUUAAGGGCUUUAGACCCCAGUCUCCCACCCUCACACCAGAGCAAGAGGAACUGCUCAGGAGCACGCAGAUUGACUGCUAUAACAACCUAGCAGCAUGCUUAUUGCAGCGUGAAGUUGUGGACUAUGCCCGUGUGCAGGAGUACAGUUUGAAGGUGCUACACUGGAGAGCUGGAGAUAUUAAAGCCCUGUACAGAGCAGGAGUCGCCACGCUGGAGCUGGGUGAUGCUCAGACUGCCCGACAAUACCUCCUCCAGGCCAGCAGAGGGAAACCUAAUGAUGCCAACGUGAAGAAACAGCUCCAGCGAGUGGAAGAGCGGCUCAGCAAAGACUACGAAAAGGAGAAGGCACUCUAUAAAGGCAUGUUCAAUAAACAGAAGCAGGCAGAAGAAGAGGAAGCUGCAGAGGACAACCCAAACCAGGUGUGAGAAGCUCUGAAGGUCUGUGCCAACUGAAAAAAUGAAGAAUGAAAGUGAAGAGAAGAUGGCUUGCCAAAAUGUGGGAUAUUUGUUUCCCAGGGCAUGGAAUAUAAACCCCAGUAAAGGGUACAGAUAGAGAUCUUGCCACGACUAAAUCGGAAUGAGGGCAGACUGUUAGGACUGGAAAAUUAAAAGCCUUAUUAGUCCAUUGACUGUGGUUCAUCAGAUAUCAGUUAACUGCUGUUCAGGCUUCUGUUUCCUCCUUGUACAAGUAUUUAUACCAUCAAAUGAGAGCUUGUCAUCUUUCAGCACUGUUCUAUAAUAAAUAUUUUCUGAAACUUUUUUAAAUUUAAGAUUGAACUUCUUGUUAAAAGGAUCUAAUAAAGCUCUGCAAGACUGCCAAAUGCAA